UCUCUCUCUCUCUCUCUCUCUCUCUCUCAAAAACCCCAGAAAUCUUCAAAAACAGUUUCUCAUUUCUCUCUCUCUUUCUCUAUCUCUCCUUUUCGAUCUUCUCCCUUCGAUUCCUAUCACAAUCAGUCGCGUCGGACGGAUGAUUCGAUCCGUUUCAGUUCCGUCUCAGCGCCUAAGAAGUCGUCUGCAAAACAUUAGCUGAAGAAAUCGGACUGAAAAUCCGAUCGAUCGUAGUACUCGUGCCGGAUUCUGGAAGUGAUUUCUGCAGUCCUUGUUUCGAAUUCCGUCGCUUUUUGGCGAGAUCGCGGCAGGAUUUUGGUAAUGGAUGAUGCGUUGGGAUUCGGGAAUGUCGAUUCUUGAUGCUGCGGACGGAGAGUAUGGCGGCGGAUCUUGCACGGACCGGCCCUGUUGAGAGGGACAUCGAGCAGGCCAUUACUGCUCUCAAGAAAGGAGCCUAUUUACUUAAGUAUGGGCGCAGAGGGAAGCCCAAAUUUUGCCCCUUCAGGCUUGCAAAUGAUGAAUCCGUCUUGAUAUGGUUCUCCGGCAAAGAGGAAAAGCACCUUAAAUUGAGCCAUGUUUCUAGAAUUAUUCCUGGACAGCGUACUGUAAUUUUUCAGAGGUAUCCACGUCCUGAGAAGGAAUACCAGUCAUUUUCUCUCAUAUAUAAUGAUAGGUCACUCGACCUGAUCUGCAAGGAUAAAGAUGAGGCUGAAGUCUGGUUUGUUGGUCUAAAAGCAUUGAUUUCACGUGGUCAUCACCGGAAAUGGAGAACAGAAUCAAGAAGUGAUGGAGUUUCAUCUGAAGCAAAUAGUCCUAGAACAUACACCCGUAGAAGUUCUCCGUUGAGUUCUCCAUUUGGUAGUGUGGACAGUUUACAAAAGGAUGGAGGAGAUUCUGUUCGUGGCCACAGUCCAUAUGAAAGCCCCCCUAAAAAUGGUUUAGAUAAAGCAUUUUCUGAUGUGGUAUUAUAUACUGUGCCACCAAAGGGUUUCUUUCCCUCAGAUUCUGCUGGUGGCUCUGUCCAUUCUUUGUCAUCAGGAGGCUCAGAUAGUGUAAAUGGGAACAUGAAGGGCUUUGGGAUGGAUGCCUUCAGGGUAAGUUUAUCUAGUGCUGUUAGUUCAUCAAGUCAAGGUUCUGGCCAAGAUGAUGGUGAUGCUUUGGGGGAUGUUUUUAUUUGGGGGGAAGGUACUGGAGAUGGGGUUCUUGGUGGUGGUACUCAUAGAGUUGGAAGUUCUUCUGGUGUUAAAAUGGAUUCACUUGUACCCAAAGCCUUAGAAUCUGCUGUAGUUCUUGAUGUUCAGAACAUAGCUUGUGGUGGAAGACAUGCUGCUUUAGUCACCAAGCAAGGGGAGAUUUUCUCUUGGGGAGAGGAAGCGGGAGGCAGGCUUGGACAUGGAGUAGACUCUGAUGUGCUGCACCCCAAGCUUAUUGAUGCUCUUGGCAAUAUGAACAUUGAGCUUGUAGCAUGUGGGGAGCACCACACAUGUGCCGUGACAUUGUCUGGAGAUCUGUACACAUGGGGUGAUGGCACGUACAAUUUUGGGCUCCUUGGACAUGGAAAUGAAGUUAGUCACUGGGUGCCAAAGAGGGUAAAUGGGCCUUUGGAGGGAAUACAUGUUUCAUCAAUUUCCUGUGGACCUUGGCAUACAGCUGUCGUAACCUCUGCAGGGCAGUUGUUCACUUUUGGUGAUGGAAUUUUUGGUGUUCUUGGCCAUGGAGACCGCAGAAGUGUGUCAGUACCUAGGGAGGUGGAAUCUCUAAAGGGGCUCCGGACCGUGAGAGCAGCUUGUGGCGUUUGGCACACUGCAGCAGUUGUGGAAGUCAUGGUUGGAACGUCAAGCUCCAGCAACUGUUCCUCAGGGAAGCUGUUUACAUGGGGAGAUGGAGAUAAAGGUCGACUAGGGCAUGGUGAUAGGGAACCAAGACUUGUUCCAACUUGUGUAGCUGCUCUGGUUGAUCCUAACUUUUGUCAAGUUGCUUGUGGGCACAGCCUGACAGUUGCUCUCACAACCCAAGGCCACGUCUAUACUAUGGGAAGUACUGUUUAUGGUCAGCUAGGAAAUCCUCAAGCAGAUGGGAAGCUUCCCGUCCGUGUCGAAGGAAAACUCCAGAAGAAUUUUGUGGAGGAGAUAGCCUGUGGCGCUUAUCAUGUUGCAGUUUUAACAUCAAGAACCGAAGUUUACACUUGGGGGAAGGGAGCAAAUGGCCGAUUAGGUCAUGGGGAUAUUGAUGAUAAAAAUUCCCCGACAUUAGUUGAAUCCUUGAAAGACAAACAAGUCAAAAGUAUUGCUUGUGGCACUAAUUUUACUGCAGUUAUAUGUCUUCACAAGUGGGUGUCUGGUAUCGAUCAGUCUAUGUGCUCAGGCUGCCGCCUGCCAUUCAAUUUCAAAAGAAAACGCCAUAAUUGUUAUAACUGUGGGCUAGUUUUCUGCCAUUCCUGCAGCAGUAAAAAGUCUCUUAAGGCUUCUAUGGCACCAAACCCCAAUAAGCCUUAUCGUGUCUGUGAUAACUGUUUUAGCAAACUCCGGAAAGCCAUUGAGACUGAUUCAACUUCUCAGUCUGCAGCUAAUAGAAGAGGAAGUAUGAACCAGGGUUUCAGUGAGCUGGUUGAGAAGGAUGAUAAGUUAGAUACUAGAUCAAAUGUGCAACUUUCUAGGUUUUCUACGCUGGAAUCCUUCAAGCAGGUGGAAAGCAGAUCUUCCAAAAGAAAUAAGAAAUUAGAAUUUAACAGCAGCCGUGUGUCGCCUAUACCAAAUGGAAGCUCCCAAUGGGGUGCCCUUAAUAUUUCAAAAUCUUUCAAUCCAGUAUUUGUGUCAUCAAAGAAGUUCUUCUCGGCUUCAGUUCCUGGGUCAAGAAUUGUUUCUCGGGCAACAUCACCCAUAUCAAGACGACCCAGCCCACCUCGUUCCACAACACCAACACCAACUCUGGGUGGACUGACUUCUCCAAAGAUCAUUGUCGAUGAAGCUAAAAGGACAAACGAUAGCUUAAGUCAAGAGGUUCUUCAAUUAAGAGCACAGGUGGAAAAUCUUACUCGCAAAGCCCAACUUCAGGAAGUUGAGUUGGAAAGAACAGCUAAAAAUCUGAAAGAGGCAAUUGCGAUUGCAGGGGAAGAGACAGCAAAAUGCAAAGCAGCAAAGGAAGUGAUCAAAUCGCUUACAGCACAAUUAAAGGAAAUGGCUGAAAGACUACCGGUGGGAGCUGCACGAAACAUCAGGACUCCUCCUGUUGCAUCUCUUAGUGCUAGUCCUGUUGCGAGUGAUGUUUCUGCUCCAUCUCUUGACCGCCUGAGCAGUCCAAUGACUUCACACGAGCUAGAUGCAAAUGGGUUGAACGGUGUGCCACUUGCAAAUGGGUCAACUACCACUAGCAACCGGAGUUCAAAUCAUAACAGAUCGGGCCAUUCGGAAGUUACGACAAGGAAUGCUAGCAAAACGACAGAAACAGAACCCAAUCAUGAGGCUGAAUGGGUUGAGCAAGAUGAGCCUGGGGUGUACAUUACACUUACGUCUUUACCUGGAGGUGUCAAAGAUCUCAAGCGAGUCCGCUUCAGUCGGAAGCGGUUUAGCGAGAAGCAAGCAGAACAGUGGUGGGCAGAGAACCGGGCGAGGGUAUAUGAGCAGUACAAUGUGCGGAUGGUUGACAAGUCUAGCAUUGGCAUUGGGAAUGACGAUGCAACAGUACAUUCGCAUGGAAGCAAUCCGUGAAUCAAACGAGCAUUUUGCAGAUCAUGCCACGAUCAUGUGGAAGUCCAUGCUGAUUAAUGGUAUGUGGCUAAUCAUCUUAUUAGCCCUUCCGAGGGACAUUCAUCUUAUUAACCCUUGAGGGAGGGAAGAGCUGAUGAGAAAAGAGAGGGUUGUGAUUGUGGUUUUUACUUGAUUCUGAUUUUUAUCCUUUUUCUUUUCUUUUUUUUUUUCCCCAUUUCUUGUGUGAUGAAAGUAGAGUGGGGGUUGGGAAUGAGGAAUGUAAAUUCUUAGGUAGCUGGCUUUUAAUUCAGAGUAGCUGCCUUGUAAAUUCAUAAGGAAAUGCAUCUUCAUAA
Messenger RNA from Magnolia sinica, 4039 nucleotides. RefSeq names its product PH, RCC1 and FYVE domains-containing protein 1-like. Gene Ontology annotation, molecular function: metal ion binding. Bases 360 to 3707 code for a protein of 1115 amino acids. Lineage: Eukaryota; Viridiplantae; Streptophyta; Magnoliopsida; Magnoliales; Magnoliaceae. The transcript is spliced from 9 exons. The record is from RefSeq and is a predicted model, not a curated record.